Messenger RNA from Electrophorus electricus (electric eel), 1439 nucleotides. RefSeq names its product serine/threonine/tyrosine kinase 1a (gene styk1a). Gene Ontology annotation, molecular function: ATP binding; transmembrane receptor protein tyrosine kinase activity. Gene Ontology annotation, biological process: multicellular organism development; positive regulation of kinase activity; cell surface receptor protein tyrosine kinase signaling pathway. The record is from RefSeq and is a predicted model, not a curated record. Gene Ontology annotation, cellular component: plasma membrane; signaling receptor complex. Lineage: Eukaryota; Metazoa; Chordata; Actinopteri; Gymnotiformes; Gymnotidae.
UGGAACAUAUUCUAAAAUAUCCCGAUAAAAGCAAGCAUUGUGGAAAGAGAGCAUAAGAAGAUGAAAUUUACUUCUUUACUACAGAGGAUGAAAUCAUGUCCAAUUCAUCUAAUGUAACAAGCCUCUGUGAUUCAGGGGACAGGAUAUGUGUGGUACGAGAGUACGAAAAAGAAAUCAUUGUGGUUCCAGUACUACUGCUAGUGGCUUUCCUGAGUACCCUGCUUGCUCUGUGUCUAUUGAGACUGAGGUCUAAGAAAGAUUUUCAGACUGUAACAACACAGAAACAUCAAACACACAACCACCAUGCACCCAGACAUCACCAUCGCAACAGACAGCACCUGCAAGGCAUUGAAGCCCCUCCAGAGCUCAACCCAUUGGAGUCUGAGGCUGUACCUAUAACAGCUCAAACACAGAAUGACAGGCCCUGGCCACAGAUGUCUACUGAGAUGUCUACUGAGAUACAACAUGGCUCCUUUCAGCAAAUCACCCCACUGACCCUCUCCUUCACAGUGCACCCCAAUAAGAGUGUAACUCUCUACCAUGCCAUUAAGGACCAGAGGGCAGUCAUCUUACGAGUGCUCAAAGCUACAGCCAAUACCAAAGAGCACCAGGCCUUCUUGGGCUUUGCCCACUUCUUGUCUGACCUGGGGCCCCACCCAUGCUUGCCCCUUCUGCUUGGGCCUGUAACAGUGGGGCCACCAUUGAUUAUGGUGAUGGAGGAACUAGUCAACAGAGACCUGCUAGGGUUCUUAUGGAGAUACAGACAGGAACAUGCACACAGGACAGCUACAUGCAACAUAACAGAGAAACAAAUUUUCAUUAUGGGAGGACAUAUCGCCUCAGCUUUGUUUUACAACAUACUUAUCUGGAAACAGGAGUUUCUGCACAGCAAGAACUGUACCCAUGGAAAUGUUCGGGCACGGAGUGUCCUAGUUGGUCAAGACCUGUCUGUGAAGCUAUGGGGAUUCGGCCCAGCAUUCCACAGGAGGAUGGAGGCAGGUUCUUCAGCAGAAAUCGAAGUAAUGGAGAUGAGGAAGUGGCAAGCUCCAGAGGUGUUAGCUCAUCGCCCUGUUAGUCACAGCAGUGAUAUAUGGUCAUUUGGCAUCUUGCUAUACGAAAUGGUGACAUUUGGUGAACCACCCUUCCCCAAAAUCAUGGCUUGUGAACUCCUGCAACACUUACAGAGGGGAAAAUCCCUACAGAGACCAGCAAACUGCUCAAUCUCACUAUACUCCAACAUGAAGGCCUGUUGUCAGUGGAGACCACAGGACCGACCUACUCUGACUGAUCUGAUUUCAAAACUCAAGCAAGGGGGGAGGAGAGCCAAUGACAGGGUAAUGCUACGAGUGCCUGAGCCAAUAGACAUGGAAAAGUACAUGCGGGAAGCGGGCUAUGGAGAGCGUUACAACUAUGCUUUUCUCUAAUAUAUAUAUAUAUAU